UUUCAAAUUGGGAUGUUUGUACUCUGAGGAACUCUAUCAGAUAAAUUAUUAAUUUGAAAAUAUUAAAUAAAUUUGUCAGAUCUUUUUCCGUUUUUACAAGACAUACCGAGUCAGACUCUAUUUUUUUAAGCUAUGGCAUUUCUCAUGAAUCAAAUGCUGGGCAGCAAGUUGAAGAGUUUUGCUGAUGGAGGUGGCGAAGGUGGCAGCAAAGCUGGAGCAGAUGGAAAAGAAACGGCCGAGUCCAAAGGCAUGUCCAGGGAGGAGUUUGAGGAAUACCAGAAGCAGCUGGUGGAAGAAAAGAUUCAACGAGACAAAGACUUUACAACAAAAAAGGCUGAGAGGGCAAACCUGAGAGUCGCACUCAGAGACAAAUACCGACUACCGGAUAGCGCUCUCGACGGCGCCAUGAUUCAGAUGGCCGGAGACGACGUUGACCUGCCGGAGGAACUGGCCAAAAUGGUGGAUGAAGACGAGGAGGAGGAGGAGACCAGCAAUUCGUUCCUCAACAAGCUUCAAAACAUGGACCUGGACGAACUGAAAACCAAGGCCCAGAGCAGAGUGAGCGAGCUCAGGCAGACUGCGGAGGACAAAUGUGUCCUCAUGUGAACGCCUGCAGUACAGGCAUCGCGCCCAGACAAGCUUUGUUAUUUAAAUUUAGCUCCGGUGUCACCAUCUCUUUUUGUUUACUUGUUUUACAGAACAGCCUCAGCUCUGGACAGCUUCCUCACAUACAAGUUUCUUGUUUUCAAUGUCAGGCUUUAUUCCAGUGUCUCCAUUUCUUUCACUGGGAAACAUUUAAAUGCUUUUUAAAUGUUUGUAAAAAGACAUUAGAGAAGUUUUACGCUCACAAGGUUUGUCAAAGUCAAAUUUAUUUACAUAGCACUUUAAAAACAGGUUUAAAACUGCACCAGAGUGCUGUAGAAAAGUUAUAGUAAAAUACUGUAAGUUGAUGAAAAGAAAAGAAAAUUU
This is a messenger RNA of Xiphophorus hellerii (green swordtail), 969 nucleotides long. It is a transcript of the gene cplx4c, whose product is annotated as complexin 4c. The record is from RefSeq and is a predicted model, not a curated record. Gene Ontology annotation, cellular component: terminal bouton; SNARE complex. The transcript has 3 exons. NCBI's taxonomy places the organism in Eukaryota, Metazoa, Chordata, Actinopteri, Cyprinodontiformes, Poeciliidae. Gene Ontology annotation, biological process: synaptic vesicle exocytosis; neurotransmitter transport; regulation of neurotransmitter secretion. Gene Ontology annotation, molecular function: syntaxin binding. The coding region runs from base 133 to 606 and encodes 157 amino acids.